AUGCUGAUUUCACAUCGCGACACCAUCAAAGAUAAAGGUAUAAAACCAGAGAGCUGGCCGCCACUAGACUUCUCAGGCAAUCUCGCCUUGUUAACCUGGCUUGUGUUUUCCUUUUUGAAUUUUGGCUGCUGUUUCUUCAUUGACGGCGAACUCAAUAUACAUGGAUUCUCUCCGUAUCCUGGCGAUCGGACUACAGCAACUACUGCGCUGACCGUCAGUGGCAGAGUUCACGAGCUGGUUCAUGCUACAGCUAGCACGUUUACGCAUACUUCAGCAUCACCUUCCAGAACUAUGUAUGUAGCCGAUUCAAUAUCCUCGACAGCUCCCUCUCUAAGCAUCAGCGGAGCGUCGACUCUUGGAUGGCAUCCCGUGGCUAUCACCCUCACAAAAAGACCGACUCCCCACUGGAAUUAUAACAUAUCUGCGACAACUGCGGCGAGGAGUUCUGCCAAGUAUUCCAGCUCUACUACUCCGACUUUGACCGUGAGCAAGGCGGAAUCCAGCACACAUGAAGCCUCCGACACAGCGACGAGCGCCUUCUGGAAAGAACAGAGCACACCCACAGCCCUUUCUAAUAACACCAUGAUAUCAUCUAGCGCUGAUGGUUCCAGGUCUCGGCUUAUUUUUUCGGCGGCCAUGCUAUUCGGUGCCAAUCUUUUGAUUAGCUCAGCACUGUGA
Aspergillus fumigatus Af293 is the source of this 678-nucleotide messenger RNA. RefSeq lists its product as uncharacterized. Bases 1 to 678 code for a protein of 225 amino acids. The record is from RefSeq and is a predicted model, not a curated record. The transcript is spliced from 5 exons. Lineage: Eukaryota; Fungi; Ascomycota; Eurotiomycetes; Eurotiales; Aspergillaceae.